Molecule: messenger RNA, 665 nt
Organism: Paramecium sonneborni
Lineage: Eukaryota; Ciliophora; Oligohymenophorea; Peniculida; Parameciidae
Source: the annotation of a GenBank genome assembly
AUGAAUAUAAGAGCCCUCACCGAAUUUAUAAAAAUAACAAAAUGUACAUCCUGUGUCACAUUCUAUAAGGAUUUAUAAUAAAAUAGAUACAAGAGCAACGAUUUUCAUCAAGCCUUGCGUAACGCAUAGCACAAACCUCUAUUGUUUAAACUUUCCCAGUUGCAUCCUCAAAACAUUAUUAUGAUUAAAUGGGGCAACCUAAAAAAUUAAUGAAUCUAGAUAUCUUACUAAGUUAGCAGCGCUUAGGUUCAAUACUUGGAUUGAUAUAUCCAAUGUCGCAUUAAUUACAUUUGUCAUAACUUUCACAUACCGUACAUCUACCCCAAUAACAUUCUACCUUAAAAAUAAUUAAUACCUUGAGGUGAUUAUUUACUUCUCUAAUAAUCAAAUCCUGGUUUUACUUAUUAACAAUCUCUACCAAAAUAAGGAUGUUUGCAAAAUUAACAAUCAUAGCGAUAAUAAGAAUUUUAUGUAUCAUCUUAAGGGUAAGCUAAAUAAAUUAAGCAUAAUUCAGGAUCACGCCUUUUCUCACAACUAUAAGACAUCAUUCCAUCAUUAGAUGAAAGUUGAAUUUUCAAGUAAUAAGGAGGUUGGCAAAGUACGGUGAUAUCAUCAAAUAUCAUUUUUUCUGGUUUGAAUCUAGGAUGACAUAAAUAAUAGUAAGG